Helicoverpa zea (corn earworm) is the source of this 1843-nucleotide messenger RNA. RefSeq lists its product as uncharacterized. The coding region runs from base 180 to 1094 and encodes 304 amino acids. The transcript has 5 exons. The record is from RefSeq and is a predicted model, not a curated record. NCBI's taxonomy places the organism in Eukaryota, Metazoa, Arthropoda, Insecta, Lepidoptera, Noctuidae.
AUUGGAGUGCAAGUGCAAAGUUAACAAAAAUAGAGUUCAUAUUUCAUUAUUCACCGAAGAUAGCGAAUUGCACAAUAUUUAUGUAUACGUUGUGAUUCAUUUCAUAAGUUUACACACAAUUUCAGCCUUAGAGUACAUUUUCUAAGAAUUAUUUACUGGAAGAAAACUUUAUUUAAAUCAUGGCAGAAGACCGAGUUAUUGUGCCUGACGAUCGAAACUUCAUGUACAAAGCAAACAGUGGUGGCAUAAGAUUCAAAAUGAGAACCACUGGCCAUUUUCCUGAACUGGCAUUGAUUGCAGCACAUGACCCAAAUCUUUGUCUUUAUAAGAUUACACUUGGACAAGAAACCAGAGUCUACAAUUUUGGUGACAAGCAAGAAGAGAAAUUCCCCAUUGGAGAUAUUCCAAAUUUUCACUAUUUUAGAGAGUAUUACAUUUCCUGGCAUAGUAAUAAAAUUAAGAUAGGUGAAGUGGGUCACAAACCAUUUGUAAACUAUGAUAGAUUAUACACAGAACCCAUUAUAGGAUUUGUAUUAUUUAGACCAGACUGCAAACAUUCAAUACCAGUGGAGUGGAUAGUUGAAUUAUCACCUGUUGAAUUAAGCAUAGUACCAACUAAAAAAUUUAGUGACAGACUUCAGUGGCUUCCUAUGGUCGAUGGGAAGUUACCUCAAAAUGCAAUGAUUGGUGGGUUUGAAAAUGAACCCACUUAUAUAGCCAGAGCUGAACAUAAUAAUUCAUUAUGUCCUGGGAAGUAUGUACCGUCAAUUGGCAAAGCAUUUGUUGCUUGGGGCGGGAGAGAAUUUGACAAACAGAAUUUUGAGAUACUAUGCGGGUAUAAUGCAAAAUGGAUUAAAACAAGAACCAAUUAUAUUCCUCAAAAUGCAUUCAUUGGAGGGCGCUCAGAAGUGCAGAAUGAACCUUUAUAUAUAGGUAGAGCGAAGAUAGAUCGCAAACUUAUACCUGGGAAGGUCCAUGUUCGCUAUAAAACAUGCUAUUUGCCAUAUGAUGGCAAAGAGGUGGAAGUAUCCUUAUAUGAAAUAUUAGUCUUACCAGAUGAUGAAAUACCACAAGGUGUAGCCUUACCUUCCUAAUAUAUGAACAUAUAAUAUUUUCAAAUUGAAAAAAACAUAACAAAAAAAGAGUUUUAAUUAUGCCUAAUAUUUACAUCCACGUUAAACUUAUUUUUACUAUUAUAAAUAUAUAUAAUUUACUACAACUUUUGGAUUAAGAUUAUGAUAAUCACAAUUUUUGGGGCAUUUUUGACUGAAACACUUUUCUUUAAAAAAAAUCUUACGGCAACGCAUUAGCAAGUCUCAGAAACCUAGGGUUAAAAAACAAAAUUUGUAAUCUAUAUUAUAAAUUCUCUGCAUAAAAGUACUCAUCAUAAUCAUCAUAAUUCAUUGAAUGAUCAUCAUUAUCAUCAUUUUCAUCCUCUGAUUCAAGCAAACUAUCAUCUAUGCAAGGUACCAGGAACUUGUUAGCACAUCUGUUUUUCUCAGGGACUACUAAGAUCUCAUAGUUUUCUACGCUGACUUCCUUUCCGUCAUAUGGUAUGUAACAGACUUUGUGUGAUGGUUGCACUUUUCCUGGGAUGAUGUGAUCAAAAUAUUUGGCCCUUCCGACAUACAGUUUCUCGUGGCCAUGGUCCUCGGAAUGACCAGCAACCACAGCUCCAAUUGGUAUAUGAUCCAGUCUACAGGGCACCCACAUACAAUUAAAUCCACAUAAAACCUGAAACAAAAGUAAAUAUUGAUAUAAUAAGCUGGUAUUUCUUCAACUUAAAAUUUUUGAGUUCUGUUAGUUUGCUUAUUCAAGAUAGUUAUAAAGUACGAACCUCAAA